Spinacia oleracea (spinach) is the source of this 2224-nucleotide messenger RNA. RefSeq lists its product as uncharacterized. The record is from RefSeq and is a predicted model, not a curated record. NCBI's taxonomy places the organism in Eukaryota, Viridiplantae, Streptophyta, Magnoliopsida, Caryophyllales, Amaranthaceae. Bases 900 to 2027 code for a protein of 375 amino acids. The transcript has 5 exons.
UUUUAUAAAUCUUAUUAAUACAUUUUAACGUAUAGUUAAUUAUAUUUAAAUAGAAUUUACGAAUUUUAGAAAUAAAAAUGUAAUUAACGAAUAUUUAUUUUUAUACGUUUUAAAUAUUUCAACGAUUUAUGAAAUUAAAAUAAUUUUAGAAUUUCAUGUUGAAAAUAAAUCGAAUUACAAAACCGAUUGAAUUUAGAGAACGUUCCUAAUCGAUUUUGGAAUGAAAUCCUAAAACUAAGUUCCUAAUUCUAGCCCACUUUGGUAAAGCCCAUUGUGAUAAACCUAAACCCCCAUAAUCUCAUCUCACGUGAAACCAAAGAAACAACAAAAGAAAAAUCUCUCUCCUUCAUCCUUCACCCUUCACGUGAACCCUCAAACCCUCAAACCUUGCAGCCGCCAGCCACCAGCCACCGCACACCGCCUGCACCACCCUCGCCGUCGGCGUCUCCUCCUUCGUCCGGUAAACCUCCCUCCUCUCUUAUCUCUUUCGUUCUCCUCCGUUCUCCUUCUCCUCUCACGUUUUCCUUUUCGUGAUUGGUUUUCCUUUCGUUCCUCUCCUCCUUAAUGCUCGUGGUUUUGUGCAGCAACCACCACCCACCUACGAAACUGACCGCGACAGCCACCGUCCUGUGUCGUCGCCGACCAACCAGCACCAACUUCGCAAUCCUUCCACACGCAAACAGUCCUCCCUUUGGCUUGCUCCUUGCUCACGGCACCACCACCAACGACCCGAGCAACCCUCGCUGCCACCAUCGACAGCCGCCACCGCCGCUGCCGCGCCAUCUCCGACCGCCGUCCAACCACUCUUCAUUCUUUCUUUUGGUGGAGAAUUCUCCGUAGGCGACUUUUGAAUUCUUAAAGUGGUCUCGCAUUUUGUUUACACAAGGUCGCGCUUUAGGAUGGCCAACAAUAAUGACCUAGCUGCUGCUAUUCGCCUCUUGGCGGAAAAACUAGCCCAGGAAAGAACUGAGCGCCCCGAUUCUGCAGGGGACAUGUUUGAAAGGUUUGCGAAAGUUAAGCCACCAUACUUCAAGGGGCAAGCAGACCCGACCUUCCUAGAACGCUGGAUUAGGGAGUUUGAAAAACUAUUUUGGGCGGUAAAUUGUCCUGAAAAUAUGAAAGUAGGCCAAGCUGUCCUUUACCUAAAAGAUGAGGCCGAUCUAUGGUGGAAAGAAAAUAGAACUAAGCUAAGUGUUGUUGAAGGAUUUAAUUGGGACUCAUUUGUUGUUGCAUUGAGGGAAAAGUUUUAUCCUCCUUUUAUAACAAAACGAAAAGCGCAGGAAUUCAUAAACCUUGGGAUGGGGAGUAUGACCAUCGCUGAAUAUUAUAGCAAAUUUAUAGCGAUGUCGAGGAUCGCACCUGAAGUUGUAGCCACAGAAGAGAUAAAGGCUCAGAGGUUUGAGCAAGGGUUGACCGAUGAGUUCCAGUUGGGAUUAGGUGGAGAAAUCUUUACCUCUUUAGAUAAUGUGUAUGAGAGAACCGUUCAUAUUUACGGUUUGCAGUCCAUAAGGGACGCGAAAAAUGUUGUUGGGGAGAAAAGAAAAGAGUUUAAUGUCCAGGAAAACCAAGGGAAUUUCAAGAGGAAUAUGAAUGAGAAUAGGAAUGAAAAUGGAAAUGGAAAUUUUCGAGGAGGAAACAGUCAGGGGCACAACAAUAGGAGUAAAUCCGAGAGAGUGUAUCACUGCAAGAGGUGCAACAAUAACCACCCUGGGAAGGACUGUAAAGGAAAAUUGGUGAAUUGCCACUAUUGUCAGAAAAGGGGGCAUAGAGAGUUUGAGUGCUUCAUUAAGCACAGAAAGGAACAAAAUAGUAAUGGAGGUGGGAACCAAGAGAGGUUUAACCAGUCUGGAGAUCAAAAUUCAAAGCCUGGAGGGGCACAAAACAAUCAAGAGAACUAUAAUAAGCCUGCAAAUGAUAACAACAACCAGGAUAAGGCUCCGGGCAAACUAUUCAUGAUGAGUAGAAAUGAAGCUGAACGUUCUGCAGACGUAGUUCAUGGUGGAGAAUUCUCCGUAGGCGACUUUUGAAUUCUUAAAGUGGUCUCGCAUUUUGUUUACACAAGUCUCUAAGGAUCAAUAAGCGUUGCCCAUCUACAGGUUUGAAGAUGAUGCAUCAUUGGGAUCGGGAUUAGAGAGCUUGUAGUUCAUUUGAUUUUCUAAGUUGGAUUUGGUUUGUUUAAGUGGACUCUAAAACUUAUUGAAUUAGUAACAUUAACUUUGUUUUU